AUGGCGGCGACUAACAACGUCCCCGUGACUCUGGACACGCCCAUCGUCGUCAAGGUCCUGUUCCGCGGCCAGACGAAGAAGUUCAAGCUGCCGUUGAAGGAUCUCGGAGCUCACGUGUUGCCCGACAAGCUCCGCAGUGUUCUUCAGCUUGAAGCCGGUGAGCAGGUCGUCUUUGAGCGCUAUUCCGACUCAGCCGCGUCGUAUGUCACCCUCGACGCCGACAAGCCCCAGGUCUACAAGACGCUCUUCCGCGCCGCAAAGGCGAAGCUCAAGUUGCGUCUGAGGGCCACCGUCCCCGGCGAAGAGCCCGUGGCUGCGCCCGCACCUACACCAGCGCCAAACCACGUCGUCCGACACUACCAGCCCACUGCCCACCCCGUGAGCACCGAGACUCUCACUCCACUGGGCGGCGCUCCCGUCUCUCCGGUCAUUGCCCGCUCCCCAGAAAUCAAGCCCACCGAAAGCACCAGCCCUGUAUCGCCACCAACGACAGUAGAUGCUGACGGCGAGGCUCCCGUACCGCAGGCCUUCACUGCUCGUCAGAGCUUCUUCAACAACCUCGCAACUGCGAACUACAACUCCGGUCUCGCAUUCCGCCCCAAGCCGAGCAACGCGUGCACUUCGUGGGUCGUAUACUGCAACAACUGCAACGAGCCCAUGGAGGACGAGCACUUCCACUGCAGUGUAUGCGACGGUGGUGAUUACGAUCUCUGCCCGGCCUGCGUAGACAACGGCAUCCACUGCCCCGGAAGCGGACACUGGAUGGUCAAGCGCUUCGUCAAGAACGGCAGCGUCGUCAACAGCACCACCCAGCGCAUCGCACCCAAGGUCAAGGCCGAGACCGAGGAGCCCCAACAACAGGAGAUUCCAGGUGCCUUUACCGAUGAGAAGCAGUCCGUCACAUACGAAGAGGAGCCAACCCGCACCUGCAACUGCUGCGUCAAGGUCCUCCCCGAGAAGGAAUUCGUUACCUGCGUUCCUUGCGAAGACUACGACCUCUGCCUCACUUGCCAUGUUAGCAACAAGCACGGUCACCACCCUGGCCACACCUUUAAGCCUGCCACGUCUGAGACCGUUCUGCCAACCCUGGCCGAUUUCUUGUGCAACUCUGGCAGGAACGUCCGCCACAACGCCGUCUGCGAUGGCUGCGACAAGUUCAUCUACGGUGUCCGUCACAAGUGCUUGAACUGCCCAGACUGGGACUACUGCUCCGACUGCCUCAAGAACGCCAAGUUCAUCCACCCCCGUCAUCGCUUUGUACCCAUCUACGAGCCAUUGGCUGAGCCUCUGAACAGCGCAAACCGCCACUACGGCAUCUACUGUGAUGGUCCUCUCUGCAAGGACAAGGAGAAUCUGUCGUACAUUGACGGCGUCCGCUACAAGUGCGCUGUUUGCCACGAUACCGACUUCUGCCAGAACUGCGAGGCCCAUCCCAGCAACAAGCACAACCACACCCACCCGCUGAUCAAGUUCCAGACGCCUGUGCGCAGCGUUAGCGUUACUACACUCAACGACGACAAGCAGCGUAAGUCGAUGGCUAGACUCGGCGACCGCAUGUGCGAUAGGCGAUCUACCUCAACUGAGACUGCCCCAGUCGCUCCUUCCACCAAUGCUGCGACCCAGGUCCAGACCAUUGUCGACGUGAAGCCCUCCGCCGAGCCCCAGGUCAAGAAGGAGAAGAUUGCUAUUCGUGAUCUCCUUGUCGACUCUGUUGAGCCGGUACAAGAGAAGCCUGCCGUACCUGUUCAGAUCAAGGCGCCAGUCAAGACCGAGGCUAUUCCCAUUCCUAGGUCAGAGACUGCUACCGAGGGCCUCGACGCGCACUUCAUCCGGGACACCAUCAUUGAUGGCUCCAAGAUCUGUGCAGGCCACCAGUUUGUUCAGGUCUGGACUCUUCGCAACCCUGGCCCCAACGCAUGGCCGCGCGGCUGCAGCGUCCGACAUGUUGGCGGUGACAACAUGCUCAACAUCGACAACACCCGACCUUUGAGCCACGUUGAGCUUGCUGAAGCUAGCGAGAGCAACGUUCUUGGCCACACUGUCGAGGCUGGCGAGGAAGCCCAAUUCCGUGUUCUCAUGAAGGCACCCCAGCGCGAGGGCACUGCCAUCUCCUACUGGCGCCUGAAGACCCCCGAGGGUAUGCCCUUCGGCCAUCGCCUCUGGUGUGACAUUGCAGUCGUUGCCGUGCCCUCGCCUGUCGCCGCUCAGCCAGCUAUCCCCAUGCCAGUCCAGGUUCCUACUCCCGCAUCCGGCUCAGCCACCACGUUCGAGGUGGCUCCUAGGUCGAACCCUCUGUACGACCGCCUCCUACAGGCCAGGGCUGAGCGCAUGAAGCAAAUGCAACACACUCAGCAACAACAACUGCAGAAGAUGAAGGAUGCACACCACUCUCUGCAGCAACAGCUGGAUCAGCAGAAGAUGGAGCGUGUUCAGCGUGUACGCAAGGCUGCCAUGGAGCGUCUUAUGGAGGGCCGCCGCAAGGUGCACGAGGAGGCGAACCGUCGCAAGGAACACGAGGCUGCCCUUGCUACUAUCAAGCAGGAGCCUGUUGCUGCUCCCAAGGAGGAGGUCAAGGUCGAAGAGCCAGUUGCCGAACUCCCAGUCGAGGAGAAGCAGUCUGCAUCUGAGCCCAUCGCUUCCGGCAUGAUCUUCCCUCAGCUUGACAAGGAGUCUCCCGAGUCCAGCACUUACGAGUCAUCUACCACAGCUCAGCCUGCCUCCCCAUCUGAGAAGAGCACCGUUGCACGCACUGUCACCGUGGCUUCAGAUGACGAGUUCUUCGAGGAUGCUGAGAGUGUCGCCCUUAUGUCAGACGAUGGCUUCAUGACCGAUGAGGAGUACGACAUCCUCGAUGCCAGCGAUGAAGAGAUGCAGUAG
Molecule: messenger RNA, 2877 nt
Organism: Alternaria conjuncta
Lineage: Eukaryota; Fungi; Ascomycota; Dothideomycetes; Pleosporales; Pleosporaceae
Exons: 3
Coding region: 1-2877 (958 amino acids)
Molecular function (GO): zinc ion binding
Source: RefSeq, a predicted model, not a curated record